Messenger RNA from Angiostrongylus costaricensis, 1239 nucleotides. NCBI's taxonomy places the organism in Eukaryota, Metazoa, Nematoda, Chromadorea, Rhabditida, Metastrongylidae. The record is from the annotation of a GenBank genome assembly.
UCUCCAAUCGCAUUAAUUCGCGGUUUAACAGGUGUUCUCAAAAUGGACCUAAGCUUGUUUUCUACAAAGACGCUCUUGGAAAUGGCGCCUGAUCAUGAAGUGGAAGUUCGAACCCAGUAUAAGAUGCCGUGUGAUUUGAAUGUGGAUCAUCUAGGCCAGCCAACUUGGGAAUGUAUGAGCACCCGAUCGUUCACCACCGUAAUGAAAUACGCCCAAUAUCAGGCUGAAACAUUCAAACAUUCUUUGAAAGAAGAAGCAGAGAAAUUGCGUUCUGCUGGAGCAAAAUAUGCACAACAAGUUGCUGAGUCUGCUAGCAUGUUGAAGUUUGGUACAAAUGUUGAUCUCUCUGAUGACUCGAAAUGGAAAGCGCAAAUUCAAGAGCUUGCAAAAAUGCCUCCUUUUUGUCGUAUCAUAGCAGGUUGCAACAUGCUUUCUCACCUAGGUCAUACAGUACUUGGAAUGAAUACCACACAGUUGUACAUGAAGGUGCCAGGUUCUCGAACGCCCGCUCAUCAGGAAAAUAAUUGCUUCGCAUCAGUAAAUAUCAACGUAGGACCAGGUGACUGUGAAUGGUUUGGAUGCCCUUACGAAUAUUGGGGGGUUAUCGAGCGAAACCUCGAUUUUUUGAAAGGAUCUUUCUGGCCAAACUUUGAAGAUCUGAUCGAGGAAGGUGUUCCUGUUUAUAGAUUCACACAAAAGGCUGGUGAUCUGGUUUGGGUUGGAGGUGGCUGUGUUCAUUGGGUACAAGCCACCGGUUGGUGUAAUAAUAUCGCUUGGAAUGUUGGUCCUCUUACUGCUUCGCAAUUGCAAAUUUCCAUUUUCAGCUAUGAAUGGAAUAAGUUGCAGAGCUACAAGUCGCUCGUUCCAAUGCAACACUUAUGUUGGCAAUUAGCAAAGAACAUUCGCUUCACGAACCAGAAGGUGUUCAGUCUCAUCAGAGGCGAAUUGAUCAGAUCUCUAGCGUUUUGUAAAAUGGUUGCUGAUCUAUCCGUUUCGCGAGGAAAACAACUGAAGCCACAGCCACGUGCUAAAGGGGAGAUAACUCAUUACUGUACAUUGUGCGAGGUAAACACAUUUCUAUCCUUUUUUUUGGUGAAAUUUAGUACUGAAUUUUUUUCUAGGUUGAAGGCGGGCCUCGACGAUUUCAUUGUUCUUCAACAGAUGACUUUUCAUGAUCUCAGCAAAAUUUUCGAUAAUAUGCAGAUGAAUUUGAUACAAAAGCCUGCUCUUGUGUGUUGA